UAGAACAUGAUGGCCUUUCUCUUCAGAAUUCCUUUGAUUAUUUAUUUAUUGUGUCAUGUCCCUUCAUGGGUAUGGGCUGUGGAAAAAGACAGUAACACUUGCACAGAAGUAAAAACAUCAUGUGGCUGUACAUUUCUUCAGGGUCCUACUGGAACUCCAGGAGUACCUGGUAUUCCUGGAUCCCAUGGGAGUCCAGGAAGCAAAGGAGACCCAGGACUAAUAGGAAGCAAAGGAGAUAAUGGACUACCUGGUUUACCUGGAAAGGCUGGACCUGCAGGAGAAAAAGGACAUAAAGGAGAGAAAGGAGACAGCAGUGGUGUAAUAACUGAUUGCAGUGAUGGUCCAAAAAACUGCAAGCAGCUGAUGGAUAGAGGUGAAGCCCUCAGUGGAUGGUAUACAGUCUACCUGGACAACUGUCGGACACAGACAGUAUUCUGUGACAUGGAAACUGAUGGAGGAGGAUGGUUGGUGUUCCAGAGACGCAUGGAUGGAUCUGUAGAUUUUUACCGUGGCUGGAAGGAUUACAAGAAAGGGUUUGGAAAUCAAGCAUCUGAGUUCUGGAUGGGAAAUGACAACUUAUAUGAGUUUACUAAAACAGGCACCUUUCAGCUACGUAUUGAUCUGCAUGAUUUUGAAAACAACACUGGGUUUGCAACCUACAAUGGAUUCAAGAUAUUGGGUGAAACAGAAAAAUACAAACUAAUUCUGGGAACAAUGGCAAGUAGUAACAUUGGGGAUUCUUUAACUGGUCAUGCAAACAGUGCAUUCUCCACACAUGAUUAUGACAAUGAUUUGUAUUCGGGGAACUGUGCCAGCAUGUACACUGGAGCUUGGUGGUACACAGCUUGCCACAACUCAAAUCUGAAUGGAAAAUACCUAAAAGGAGAGCACAGUUCAUAUGCUGAUGGAGUAAACUGGAGCACUGGAAAAGGCUUGCAUUAUUCAUACAAGUAUACUGAUAUGAAAAUUAGACCUGAAUAAUGUGAUGCAAACAACGGCUACUUAAGAACAGUAGUUUGCAUAGAAAUCUGGUGCAGAUAAGUGCAAUGAUAAUUCAACCAUGGUCAGUCCCAUUUACAGAAAUUUGUUAU
Molecule: messenger RNA, 1091 nt
Organism: Protopterus annectens (West African lungfish)
Lineage: Eukaryota; Metazoa; Chordata; Ceratodontiformes; Protopteridae
Product: ficolin-1-like
Exons: 8
Coding region: 7-981 (324 amino acids)
Source: RefSeq, a predicted model, not a curated record